CAUGAACUACCUAAUCCUUGGCAGUCUCCUAAUCGUAUGUGUUUCUGGUCAAGGUUGGCAAUGGAAUCCAUUCAACCAAUGGCAACAACCAGCUGCACCAGCAUGGCCACAACAUCAAUGGGGAGCUCCAGCUGGAUUUGGAGCACAGCCACAGACACAGGCUGUCGCUGGACCAGCUCAACACGGAGUCACAAAUGCCGUUCAGGAUCGUAUCCAAUUAAUCUAUGGAGUUCCUGGAAGACGUAAUGCCAAUCAAAAAUUGAGAGUGUGCUGUAGAUCUUUGAAGGACGCCGAUGUGGAUUGUAGAAGAAAAUAUUGCGAUUUUGAUGCUUUCAGACCAGACCAGGUUCUUGGCUUCCUCGGUGAAUGCUCUCCAAAGGGUCCAACAGUCGGUCAAAUGUGGGAUUGUGCAUCUUCUCGUGCUGACCAUACUGCUUGCUGCCAGCGUCAAGGCGUUAUUCCAGGAUGUAUGGCUUACUGUGAAACUACCAAAGGAGUACCUACUGAUUACUUGAAAUAUGCUCUCUGCAUUGGACAAUUUGAUAGAAUCCGAUACUGCUUCCGUGAGCAUCUUGAAGGACAUCCAAAUAUUAAGGGAGACUCUUAAAGAGUUUUGGAAUCGAACAUUUGUCACUGCUUUAUUAUAAUGCUAUCUGCCUUGUCUUUCAGUAUCCAUGUGUGUUUUUCGAUAUUUAUCUGUAAAUAUAAAUAUUCUUCACAGUAAUUGUUCUAAUAAUAAAGUUUGAAACAAA
Molecule: messenger RNA, 752 nt
Organism: Caenorhabditis elegans
Lineage: Eukaryota; Metazoa; Nematoda; Chromadorea; Rhabditida; Rhabditidae
Gene: dbd-3
Product: DB domain-containing protein
Exons: 3
Coding region: 2-607 (201 amino acids)
Source: RefSeq, marked reviewed